GGAUCGAUUUUGCUACCGAACUUCGAACCAAAAACCCUUCCUUCUAGGCUAACUGACAAUAUACGUCCCCCCCCCCCCCCCCCCCACCCCGGGGAAGAUCGAGGCGUUGAGAAGAAUCUCGUCUGGCUACGUCGAUAUCUGCUGCCGUGGCCCGGGCUGGUGAUGGAGCCCUAGAGCAGUAGCCCCUUCGCCUCAACGCAGCAGCAGCAGCAGCAGCAGCUCCGGGCACACAUACACAAACAGGAGGGAACGGCAGAUGGAUACGGCGGUGCUCAUCUCCUGUUUGGCGCUGGUCGGCACGCUGCUGAUCGUGCUGCUGCUGCUGUGCCGGCUGGUGCAGCCGUACGACAUCGCCUGGUUCCUGUCGAACCGCGAGGACAAGCUGAACCUCUCCAAGAUGCGGCUCUACAACGCGAACGGCUAUCUCAUGCACUCCGGUUCCGAGAUCCUGCUCGGUUCGACCGGUAGCUUCCGGCGCUUCGACUCGGUCGACCGGGACUACAAACCACAGUACCACGGUUCGGGAACCGUGGCCGGCGGUGCGGUCGUCGUUCCACCCUGGCGGCACUCGCACGACGAACCGGACACGAUACCGCCACAACCGUUGCGGCCAGCGCCAUCACCGCGCGAGGCAAAGCUGUCCCGCGAAAAGCCCAUUCACCGUCAAACAUCCGAACCGAAGCCCGCUUCCCAGUCGAUCGUCAUCUCGCCGAUACCGCGCCCGGUACCACGGAAGCAACACUCGGCACCGAUCAGCUUUCCCCUGCCACUGCUGGCCGGAUCGCCACGCGAAAAGCGGACGCCAAUCGUCACCACCACCACCACCACCACCUCCACGAACCCGUUCGUCGUCGUCGGUGCUGUCGGUGGUAGUAGUGGUGCGCUACGGGAGGAGGAUCCACUGUGCGAGGAGUUCCCAGCCGCAGCAGCGGUGACGACGACGACGACGACGACGACGACGACGACGACGACGGUUCGUGCACGACCGCACCCGGCACCACUACCAGCAGCAGUAGGCGGUAGCCCCGUUCGGCCGCCCGCACCACAUACGGACGGUGUAUCGGUGUUCCGGUCAGCGCUCAAGUCGGCCAACAAUCCCUUUCUUCUCGAUUCACCACCAACGCUCGCCGCCGCCAACAACCGACACAAUCAACAAACCAACAACCAACAGCAGCAGCAGCAGCAGACCUGCGUGUUCAACUUUGAUCCGGCUAUGGUACACUCGUUGUUUAACCGACCCGUACCCGGCCUGGGAACGGUGGAUCGGCCACCAGCACCGGUUCCAUCAGCUGCGCAGCAGCCACUGUUCUCUUCAUUGACCGCUACUCCUCCUCCUACUCCUGCUGCUGCUGCUCAAUCGGUGACGACGUCAGCGACAACCACGACGACCACGAAUACAUGCGAGGAAGAUCCACUGCGGCGGGCGGAGAAGCGGCUCAGCAAGAUGGAGAAUCUGCGCAAGAUGUCACGGCUGAUCGAGAGCAACCAGCUGCUGCUCAACAUUUACCAGCAGUUCAAUCGCACGAUCACGGAACCAACGGGCCCGGCGGCCGGAACGGGUGCGCGGCCAACCGUACGCCACCCGGCCUCACCACCACCGUCACCGUCACCACCGUCGCAGGCAUCGCAGGCCGGAUGCGAGAGCUCCCCAUCACCGAGUGGCACCGAUGCAGGGCCGGGGGUGGGGCGGGGCAAUCGGUACCACGAUUCACCGCGCACCGACGCCCUCGACUGCAUCCGCGUACCGACCGUGUCCCGGAGCAUCAAGCACAUCCUGCGGAAUCGCUCCUUCUCCGAGACCGAGUUCAGCGAGCGGACGCUGAUCAAAUCGUUCGCGCUCCUGUCCGACCCCCCGGACGGGCAGCAGCCCGGUACGCCCGACGGUCCGCUACACCGGGCGCCCUCUUCACCGUCGCCAUCGUGCACCCAUGUGUCCCAUGCCUCCCAGCGUGACCUCAGCCGGGGCUACGCCGCGGUUGCUGGUGGAUCCGGUUCCGGUUCCGGUUCCGGGGUCGGCACUGGCAGCGGCACCACAACCACGGGCAGCGGGCGACCAUUCCGCCCCGGUAGCACCGAGACGCUGCACAAGACCGUGUCCGAGUCGUUCCUCGGGCAGUACUUCUCGUUCGGCUCGGAGCGGUACCGGUCCGCGACCGUGCUACCGUCGUCGUCCUGCGAGUCCGUUGCCUCGCAGUCAUCGGUCGUGUUUGCCGAUCUGGUGCACCCCGAUCGUAGCCCCACGCAACCGGUGGCCGGGUACCUGUGUGUCGCGCUACAACCGGACCCCAAGAGCGGAAACACCGGAACCGGAACCGGAACCGGGAAGCAGGGUAUGGAGCUGGCCGUGACGGUGCAGGAGGCAAAGGAUUUGGUCGGUGUGCCGGUGACCACCGAUCCAGCGCCCGAGACGGAAACACUCGUCCGGGUGUUGCUGGCGGCGGACGAAUCGCAGACGGUGCGACAGACCAAGGUUUGCCGGGGUACGGCCGUCGAUCGAGCGAGCUUCCACGAAACGUUCACCUUCUCGAUCGCCACCGGGACCGGCGAGCGGCAGACGCUCGCGUUUCAGGUGUUCCAAAGUGCGGGCGGGGACUCGUCCGGCUCGCUCACGCUCAUAGGUGAGGCGGAGCUGCAGCUGACCGAUGCUAUACAGCGACCGCUGACCACCUGGCUGAAGCUAAACGAUAGCCGGUACCGGCGGCCCGACCUCGGUGAGCUCAUGUUUUCGCUCAGCUACUUACCGACGGCCGAGCGGCUCACGGUCGUGGUAGUGAAGGCCCGGAAUCUGGCCCUCAAAGCCCCACGGCACCCGGCCCUAAGCAAUGGCCGGCGGGACAGCCAGUGUGAGGAGUCACUGGCCGAGCCGUCACCCCCGGUGGUUGCCUCCACAGCGGACCACCCGGACACCGGUGGCAGCGUGUUCGUCAAGGUUUACCUGCUGCAGAACGACCAGAAGGUUUCGAAGAAGAAGACCUCGGUGAGGCGGGCGGAACGCUUUCCGAUUUACAACGAGGCGAUCAUCUUCAGCGUGCCGCCUUACCUCCUGAACACCGUUCAGAUACGAUUGUCGGUGGUGCAGAUGCUAAACCGGUCCGAAGUGGUGGCCAACGGGCCAGUGCUCGAUGGUGCCGGCGAGCCGAUGCUCGGUGGCCGGCGCAAGUCCAGCAUCAAGCUGGUAUCGCUAGGGCACGUCAUCAUCGGUAGCGGCACAACCGGUAAGGCGUUGCGGCACUGGCACCAGAUGCUGACAGCACUCCGCAAGCCCGUGGCGAUGUGGCACGGUCUGCGCAGCUCUUCCGAACGUGGUAAGUCUGUAGCGGUGACCGGUAACGUCGUCGCCAGCGCGAAGGACACCCCGGAUACCGACCAAACGCCCAAGGAACCACCCGGUGAAUGAUCCGCUCUGAGCUAGCAGUGUAGCAGCAGCAGCAGCAGCUCGCUACGGGAAAGGAAUUGAGCGUACGCGUCGCAUCAAUCAAGCGGUGCACCCUAGCUCGUACGCACCGGGCAUCGCGAGACAUCCGGCAAAACUCCCGAAUGCCAGCUACAUGCGGGGCGCCGAAGCGAAUGGCUGGACCGAUAACCGGGAUAUUCAAUCUAUGGCUGUACAUUUUUCCCCUCGAGCAAACAACUUUCUUACUUAGAGAAGCCGCACCCGAUGCCAGCAACAGGCAAGUGGGAGCUGGCGGUGGCGUUGGCGUCGGCGCCAGAGUAACCCAAACAUUUACACGGUGCCACCACCAAACAAAAAACCCUCAUACAAAUGUAAUGUUAAUAUAAACAACCAAACCAAAAACAACCCCAAUAAAAACAAUAAUCAUGACGUCAAAUCGUGAGAAAUAAAGGGCAGUA
Molecule: messenger RNA, 3852 nt
Organism: Anopheles aquasalis
Lineage: Eukaryota; Metazoa; Arthropoda; Insecta; Diptera; Culicidae
Gene: Syt12
Product: Synaptotagmin 12
Biological process (GO): synaptic vesicle endocytosis; calcium ion-regulated exocytosis of neurotransmitter
Cellular component (GO): exocytic vesicle; plasma membrane
Molecular function (GO): phosphatidylserine binding; calcium-dependent phospholipid binding; clathrin binding
Source: RefSeq, a predicted model, not a curated record